Rhodotorula graminis WP1 is the source of this 2127-nucleotide messenger RNA. RefSeq names its product carbohydrate esterase family 16 protein. Gene Ontology annotation, biological process: ubiquitin-dependent protein catabolic process. Gene Ontology annotation, cellular component: cytosol. The record is from RefSeq and is a predicted model, not a curated record. The coding region runs from base 1 to 2127 and encodes 708 amino acids. Gene Ontology annotation, molecular function: polyubiquitin modification-dependent protein binding. NCBI's taxonomy places the organism in Eukaryota, Fungi, Basidiomycota, Microbotryomycetes, Sporidiobolales, Sporidiobolaceae. The transcript has 16 exons.
AUGGCAGACUCGACAGACCAGUUCACGCUCAACAUCAAGGGCCCGAGCGAUCUCAAGCUCUCGGUCUCGGUCCCGUCGACCGCCACGGUCGCUGACCUCAAGGAGGCGAUCUCCAAGGACAAGGACGAGUUCCCCGUCGACCAGCAGCGCCUCAUCUUCUCCGGCAGGGUGCUCAAGAACGAGGACCUCCUCACCAAGUACGGCGUCAAGUCGGGCGUCGCCAUCCACCUCGUCAAGGGCGCUCGCCCCGCUGGCGCCGCCGCGACCGGCUCUACGCCCGCCGCACGUCUGCCGUCCGAGGCCGCCGGCGUCCCGUCCAACUUUGCCGCGGGCCAGCAGGUCAUGGGCAACCCGCUCGCGCCUCUCAUGAACGCGCAGUACGCUGGACAGCUUGGCGGGUUCAACCCGUUCCAGCAGAUGGGCGUCAACCCGAACGACCCCAACUACAUCCAGAGCAUGAUGAACAACCCCGAGGUCCAGGCGCAGAUGAACCAGCUCCUCCAGGACCCGGCCGUCAUCGACCAGAUGAUCGCCUCGAGCCCUGAGCUGCAGCAGAUGGGUCCCAUGGUCCGCCAGAUGAUGCAGUCGCCUCAGUUCCGCCAGAUGCUCUCCAACCCCCAGCUCAUGCAUCAGAUGACGCAGAUGAUGCGCAGCGGUGGCGGCAUGCCCGGCAUGGGCGGCAUGGGCGGCCUCGGCGGGCUCGGCGGGUUCGGCGGUGCGGGCGCGCAGGGAGGGCAGCAGGGUGGUGCCGGCGCGGGAGCGGGCAUGUACAACCCGUGGGCGUCGACAGCGCCUGCGCCGUCAUCGGACGCUGCGGGUGGCGCGGGUGCGGGUGCGGCGGCGGGCGGCGAGGCGGCGACGGGCGCAGGGUCCCCUCCCCCGGCGGCGAACCCGUUCGCGGCGCUCCUUGGCGGUCAGGGUGCGGGCGCCGGGACGGGGCAGCAGCCCGACAUGGCGCAGGCGAUGGCGCAGCUGCAGCAGAUGCAGCAGCUGUUUGGCGGCAUGGGCGGCGCCGGCGCGGGUGCGGGCGGGCAGGCGGGUGCGCCGCAGCAGAGCCCCGAGGAGCGGUACUCGAACGAGCUCGAGCAACUGCGCAACAUGGGCUUCACGAACGCGACGAGGAACGUGAGGGCGUUGCUGGCGUCCGGUGGCUUCCUCGAGAGCGCCAUUGCCUGGCUCCUCGAGAACCCCGAGUUCGCGUUCGGCGACAGCUGGUCGGCCAACGGGUACGAGGCGCAUCGAGGGUACAACCUAUCGCUCCAGCCUCUCAAGACGAGCACAGGCGGACCAACAUGGCUCGACUUUCUCGGCUCCUCGAUGAGUACACCGCACCUGCGCACGUCGCAUUACAACCUCGCCGUCGCGGGCGCAACCGUCCUCCACGGCGCGAGGGCGCCGAUGUUGCCCAACGUCAGCCUCUCGGACCAAGUCGAUCUGUUCGUGACGUGCUUCACGACGUUCGCCGUCUUUGACGCUCAAAUCGAGCGUCUGUACGCUCUCGGAGCUCGCCACUUCCUCCUCUUCUCGGUGCCACCGUACGAGCGCGCGCCCGUCGUCGUCGCGGCGAAUCGCCUCGUCGGCGACGUCAGGGUCAAGCUCGGCGCGUCCAUCGCGGCGUGGAACGCCGGCCUGCGCCUGUACGUGCGCGAGAUUCCGAGGCGGUACCCGGGUGCGAGCGUCGAGCUGUUCGACUUAUUGUCGUGGUUCGACGAGCUGCUCGACCGGGCCGACGAGUACGGCUUCGUCAACACGAAGAGCUGGUGCCCGUCGUACGCUCGAGGGAGCGGCGUUCCCGCCGUCCCGGCGAACCUGAGCCUCGAGGAGUGCAGCGGGUCCCUCAUGCAGCACCUCUGGUACGACGGCGUCCACCCGACCUGGGCCGUACAGCGGCUCCUCGCGGCGAGCGUGCGAGAGCAGCUCUCUCGCAGCACGGCGAGCUCAACGCACGGGCUUCCUUCGCAGAGCGAGGUCGACAGGCAUUUCCCGCUCGAGCACGCGACAGAGGAGGAGAGGAGCGAAGCAGAGAGCGAGUACCGCAGGACGGUCUUGAGCGGGCAGGAGGAAGGGUCGACGGCGGCGAGCGCGCACGACGACGGCGUGCCGACCUUGUUCCCCGUGCUCGCCUGA